This is a messenger RNA of Triticum dicoccoides, 2562 nucleotides long. RefSeq names its product probable acyl-activating enzyme 17, peroxisomal. NCBI's taxonomy places the organism in Eukaryota, Viridiplantae, Streptophyta, Magnoliopsida, Poales, Poaceae. The transcript has 14 exons. The record is from RefSeq and is a predicted model, not a curated record. The coding region runs from base 148 to 2316 and encodes 722 amino acids.
UCCCCUCGUCCCGUCCCCGUCGGUAGGUCGCUCGCCCGUUCGGUGCACCCGCCCCGCCCACGAGUUCCGUCCUCACCCCUCUCGCAUCCAGCGGGGAGCACCAGUCAGUUGCAGCAUCAGUAGCAGCAGCUCGAGCGCGCGCAAGGCAUGGCCACGGCGGCGCACAAGCCCCUGGCCGCGAUCACCGCCGACGACCUCGCUGCGGCGGGGGCGGCGGAGCCCGCCGCGCUCCACUCGGCGGUCCGCAGCGCGCUCGGCGCCGCCAGCGGCCGCGGGCCCGCCGCGGUGUGGGGGGAGCUCUCCCGGGGCGUGCUUCGCCCGGGACUGCCCUUCGCCGUCCACCGGAUGCUCUACUACGGCUGCUACGCCGGGUCCCCGUCCACCACGCCGCCCGCCUGGACGCCCGACCCCGACGAGGCCGCCCUGACCAAUGUUGGCCGCGUCCUGGAGGCGCGCGGGAGUGAGAUCAUCGGCCAAGCGUACAAGGACCCAAUCACCAGCUUCCGGGACUUCCACAAGUUCUCCAACGAGAAUCCAGAGGCAUAUUGGAAGAUGGUCUUCGAGGAGAUGGGCAUCACAUUCAGCGUGGCCCCAUCCUGCAUCUUGCGUGACAGUGAUGCGUACCCCGGUGGCGAAUGGUUGCCAGGGGCUGUGCUGAAUGCUGCUGCGAAUUGCCUGACUGCUAAACCUGGAAGAACUCCCAGCAACGUUGCCAUUGUGUGGAGGGAUGAGGGGAAGGAUUCCGAGCCCCUCAACUUUGUGACUGUGGAGGAGUUGAGGAAAAAAGUUUGCCUCGUGGCAAAUGCGCUCGAUGCACUUAAUCUGGCAAAGGGAUCUGCUAUUGCAAUUGACAUGCCUAUGAAUGUGAAUGCUGUUACUAUCUACCUCGCGAUCGUGUUAGCAGGGUACAUUGUUGUCUCGAUUGCAGACAGCUUUGCUGCACCUGCAAUAUCAAUGAGGCUAAAGAUUUCAGAGGCAAAAGCAAUUUUCACCCAGGAUUGCAUCCUUCGUGAUGACAAGGAACUUCCAUUGUAUAGUAGAGUUGUGGAGGCCAAAGCCCCUAUGGCUAUCGUGAUCCCUGCAAGGGGAUCAUCAACAUCUAUAAAAGGAUUCCGUGCUGAUGACCUUUCCUGGGAAGAUUUUCUUGGAAGGGCUGAUCAUACUAAGGCUGAUAUUUAUACCACAGUAGAGCAACCUGCCUACCAGUUCAGUAAUAUCCUAUUUUCAUCGGGGACCACAGGAGAGCCAAAGGCGAUUCCGUGGACACAUUUGACCCCUCUUAAGGCAGCUGCUGAUGGAUGGUGUCACAUGGAUAUUCGUAAAGGUGAUGUUGUUGCGUGGCCUACAAACCUUGGUUGGAUGAUGGGUCCCUGGCUUGUCUAUGCCUCACUAUUGAAUGGAGCAUCCAUGGCGCUGUAUAAUGGCUCCCCGAAUAGUUCAGGUUUUGCAAAGUUUGUACAGGAUGCUAAGGUGACAAUGCUUGGAGUGGUACCCAGCAUUGUUCGCACAUGGAAAAGUACAGAUUGUACUGUAGGAUUUGAUUGGUCAACCAUCAGAUGCUUUAGCUCAACUGGGGAGGCAUCAAGUGUGGAUGAUUAUUUGUGGCUGAUGGGAAGAGCUUGCUACAAGCCAGUAAUCGAGUACUGUGGUGGCACAGAAAUUGGUGGUGGAUUUAUUACUGGAUCCCUGCUGCAACCUCAAGCAUUGUCAGCAUUCAGUACACCUGCCAUGGGUUGCAACCUGUUUAUUCUUGACAGCAAUGGGAAUCCCCUACCACAGGAUUCUGCUGGUAUUGGAGAACUUGCGCUUGAUCCAACAUUAUUUGGGUCAUCAACGACACUGCUAAAUGCUGAUCAUCAUGAGGUGUACUUCAGUGGAAUGCCAGAAUGGAAUGCGAAAGUCCUCCGGAGGCAUGGCGAUGAAUUUGAACGUACCACAGAAGGAUAUUAUAGGGCUCAUGGGCGUGCAGAUGAUACAAUGAACCUUGGUGGCAUUAAGGUAAGUUCCAUCGAGAUUGAGAGGAUCUGCAACAGGGUGAAUGAUGCCAUUCUUGAAACUGCGGCUAUUGGGGUUCCACCUGUAGGGGGCGGCCCCGAACAGUUGACCAUAGCCGUCGUAUUCAAAGAUCAAAGUCCGCAAGCAGAAGAUUUGAACCAACUGAAACUAAUGUUCAACUCUGCUCUGAAGAAAUUGAAUCCUCUUUUCAAGGUUUCAUCGGUCGUUGUGGUGCCAUCGCUCCCUCGAACCGCCUCAAACAAGGUCAUGAGGAGAGUCCUACGCAAGGAGUUCACCCAGGCAAAGCACUCUAAAAUCUAGUAGACGUGAGGAAGUGUAUUCUGCGCCUAUUAAAAUUUCAGGGAAUUGCACACCAAACUGUGAAUAUAUACGCACCAGCUCAUGCUCAUGUCUUCAGAAAUUCAGGUGUAUUAUCACACAUCCAUUGUACAGCGAGGCUAAUUCACAUUGAUUCUGACAUUGCAGAUAUAAGGUACUAAUAAAGCAUGAUUGCUGCCAUGUACGUACUGUUUUGUUUCCAUAAUAAAGAAAUUAUCAUUGGCGGUA